UCCAGUUUCCACUCCUUCAAAAUCUCUUUGUUACUUCCUCUCUAAGUUUACAACACAAUACAUAUUCAGCAAAAUUCCAAGUCUUGAUAUCUCCUUCUUCCUAUCAUUUCCACAUUGUUCUAUUUCUUGAGUUCUUGAUUAUGGCAGCUUACAGUGCUGUAAUUUCUCUUCUUCAAACUCUUGAGCAACUUCAGGAGAGAAACCCAAAGCUCAUCCGAGGUCGACUUGCUAAAACACUCAAAUCUGUUCAUGCUACUGCUUUAUAUUUUCAAAAUGUUCUUGAAGAAGUUGGCAAGACUAGGACUGAUCACCUUGAAAAGAUCAAACGUUUGGAGGAAAAAAUAAGAGUUGCUGCUAAUGAUGCAGAAGAUGUUGUUGAACUAAAGUUUGGUCAAAUAAUUAAAGGCUUAAGCGGGACAUUUGGACUAGAACGUAUAAUUCUAGACAGGAAUUUGCUAUCAGUUGUUGAAAAAAUUGAUACAACAAAGAAAGAAGUGAGAGAGAUUAUUUCUGGUUUUGGCACAAGCACUCAUCACGCUGAUGAUGAAGCUGACAAGUCUUCUAGAAGGAACGCAAUGCUGCCAAAUUUGGAAGAUGCGAUCGUGCAGGGACUUGAUGACGACUUGGAGAUCAUAGUUGAAAGAUUGAAAGAAUCACAUUCGGAUCUAGACAUUGUUACUAUAACAGGCAUGGGUGGCAUUGGCAAAACAACACUCGCUAGGAAAACUCAUGAUCAUCUCCCAAUCAGGUAUCAUUUUGACAUUCGUGUUUGGGUUACAAUAUCUCAAGAAUUUCGAAGUAGAAAUGUGUUGUUAAAUGCUUUACAUUGCGUUUCAAAGCAAAUAGAUAUUGCCAACGGAGAAGACUAUGAUAAGAAGAAUAACGAUGAGUUAGCAGACCUGGUGCAGAAAAACCUAAAGGGUCGAAGAUACCUUGUUGUUGUUGAUGAUAUUUGGAGUAUGGAUGUUUGGGAUAGCAUAAGAAGAAUAUUUCCUGAUUGCAACAAUAGGAGUCGAAUCUUAUUGACUACUAGGGAAACAGAGGUAGCGAAAUAUGCAAAUACUAGUAGUCCUCAUGAGAUGAAACUCUUGAAUUUAGAUAACAGUUGGAAGUUACUUCGUGAUAAGGUGUUUGGAGUAGAACAUGAUCAUCCUCCUGAGUUGGAAGAAAUUGGAAAGAAGAUAGUAGAGAAAUGCCAAGGACUACCCUUAACAAUUUUAGUGAUUGCGGGGCAUCUCUCUAAAGUGGCCAGGACAUUAGAAAGUUGGAAGGGUGUUUUCCAAACAUUAGGUGAAAUCAUUGCUAGUCAUCCAAAUAAAUGCUUAGGAGUUCUCGGUUUGAGUUACCACCACUUGCCUAAUCACCUUAAACCUUGCUUUCUUUCUAUGGGUGAUUUCUUAGAGGAUUUUCAGGUUGAGACUUCGAAAUUGAUCCAAUUAUGGAUAGCAGAAGGUUAUAUAAGGAUGUGUGGAAGUGGUAAAAGCUUGGAAGAAGUGGCAGUAGAUUAUUUGGAGGAUCUUAUCAGCAGGAACUUGAUAAUGGUUAGAAAAAGGAGAUUCAAUGGUGAGAUAAAAGCAUGUGGAAUGCAUGAUCUACUGCGUGAGUUCUGUUUGAUAGAAGCUGACACGACAAAGUUUAUGCAUGUUAAGAGGACUUACCAAGUCUCUACUCUUCCAACGCCGAAGCAUAAUGUUCGUCGCUUCAGUUUUCAAACCCAAACUUAUUCACCUGAUGUUUGUUGCAAGCUAUUACCCCCUGUUGCCAGAUCCUUCUAUGUAUUUACUCAAUUAGAGCUACCUUGUGCAAACCGUUACGUCUCCCCUCGUCAUAGGGUGGAGCUCCUUCCAUCUUCACAUGGAAUACCACAUUUUGUAACAUUUGAAGUUUUCUCCCGCUUCAAGCUUCUCAGGGUAUUGGCCAUCUUCCAUGAAUAUGAAAGGUUCGGUUCAUUUCCACUGGUGAUUACAAAGCUAUUUCAUUUGAGAUAUCUUGCAGUUAGAUGUGAAGGCAAUCUUCCUGCAUCAAUCUCAGAGCUUCAGCAUUUGCAAACUCUAAUUAUUCAUGGGAAUGAAUAUAGACAUUCAACUUUACCAGGGAAGAUAUGGAUGAUGAAGAACUUGAGGCAUAUACAUCUAGGGGGAUCCAAUUAUUUACCCAAUCCUAUAAGAGAAAGUACUCUAAAUAAGCAACUCGUGACAGGGAUGCCAAAUCUAGAGGAACUUUCUGGUCUUUGUUCCACCAGUUGUACAAAUGAAGUCUUUUCUGACAUUCCCAAUCUAAAGAGACUGAUCAUCAGCCAAAUGAUAAAUCCCAGUCAAGUCUUGGUUACCAGUCAACUCAUUGAUAUGUCUAGGUUGACAAAACUCGAAUCUUUGAAGUGCACCAGCUAUUCGUUUCAUACACUGGCCUCCAUCAAGAGGUUUGUUUUCCCAAGAUCACUUAAGCGGUUGACGUUAGCAGGGUGGUAUUUUUUCCCUUGGGAAGACGUAUCAACUCUUGUCAUAUUGCCAAAUCUUGAAGAGCUCAAACUUAAAGAUCAAGCACUCCGGGGUGAAGUAUGGAGAUUGAGUGAUGGAUGCAAGUUUGAAAGACUGAAGUUGUUGUUACUUCGCGGCCUAAAUCUUGAGCGUUGGGAAGCUAACAGUGAUAACUUCCCCAAUCUAAAACGCCUUGGUCUGAAGAAAUGCAAACUCCUGGAAGAAAUUCCAAGAGAUUUUGGGGAAAUUUGUACUUUGGAGUCAAUCGAGCUACAUAAUUGCAGCACUGCUGCUGAGGUUUCUGCAAGAGAGAUUGAACAAGAACAAGAGGACAUGGGAAAUAAUUGCCUUAAGGUCGACAUCCAUAACAGUAACAUGAGCAGUUUACAAAGAAAGAUGAUCAUUCCAGUUCGAUGCUUCACUUGUGGGAAGGUAAUCGGAAACAAAUGGGACCAAUAUCAUGAACUUCUCCAAGCAGGUUACAAAGAAAAAGCUGCACUUGAUGCACUAGGUGUAGUUCGAUAUUGUUGUCGAAGAAUGUUGACGACACAUGUUGAGUUCAUUGACAAGCUUCUCAGCAAAAACAGUUUGGAGGAGGGCAGUUGAGAGGAUUCCUGAUGUCAUUUAAAAUAUAGUGCUGCUCGAGAGGUUGUACAGGAGGCUAUGAAGGUUAUACACCUGAAUUGAUGGGCUUAAGUAUCAUGUGUUAAGAAGCUUCUCAGCUACAACACAUGUUAGAUGUUGGUUUAUAACACUUAUUUGAUGGCAUCAGAACAUGAUAGAGUAAGAAAUAGCAAAGAAUAAGACACAAAGAUAAUGAAAACUAGGAGUCAAUCGAGUGAAAUGAGUUGUAUUACAGGUAGUAAAAACUAGGAUUGUACAUAUGCAUUACAUCCAUAGUGAAAUUUUGCUUUUUCAAUGUUUUCUUUACUCAUCAAAUAACUGGCAAAAAGGUAUCAGACGAUUAA
Messenger RNA from Lycium ferocissimum, 3445 nucleotides. Its product is annotated as putative late blight resistance protein homolog R1A-3. The transcript has a single exon. Gene Ontology annotation, molecular function: DNA-directed RNA polymerase activity; DNA binding; ADP binding. The record is from RefSeq and is a predicted model, not a curated record. Bases 141 to 3083 code for a protein of 980 amino acids. Lineage: Eukaryota; Viridiplantae; Streptophyta; Magnoliopsida; Solanales; Solanaceae. Gene Ontology annotation, biological process: defense response to other organism; DNA-templated transcription.